AGUGCUCGGGCAUGGCUGAGGUCCUGGUGUGGGUGCCAGUACCUUCAAGGAGGAUAAGUGCUUCCAUGUUGUCUUUUGGGACCUCCUGGAAACAAGUGGGAAGGCAGAGUCACUGCCCUAGCAGCUGCUGAUCUAAAUAGACUGAGAAAGGACAAACUAGAAAGGGAAAUGCUUUAUGGCCUCAGAAGACUCUGAGAGCCUAUUUAUAUUUAAAAUCAGAGAGGGGCAAACCUACAAGACCCUCUUGAUGUCAGAGCAUCUGCAGGCCUUCAGAACAACCACAACCACGUUCCUCCCUUACAAGGCUCAUCAUCCUAAUACAGAAAGCUCCUGGAGAUAACACGAAGCUGGGCACACAGUACAGCCUAUGCUCCAGGCACAGGGAGUAAGCGUUGAGGCAAGAAAUGACUUUUUCCUGGCAUGACCCACUACAGAUUGAACUGGAAUGGCAAUUAGAAGUUGAAGUGCUCAUUUAAUGUCAGUGAUGUGUAAACUACGUUGCCAUUGUUAUUUUAGUGCUGAUUUACAUAAUUGGCAUACCCUGAAGUCACACUGCACAGCACUUUCAGUUCAUGCUAAAGACUUGCAGGAAGUCAUAAAAUUAAACAUUAUCUGCACUGGAAUGCAACGGAAGAGUAACUACACUUUUGAAGGAUUUCACCUUGCUCCAUCACCUCUCCUGCUGUACUCACAGUAGAGAGUGAAAAUCCAGGUUAACAAGUGUUGGGAGCUGUUGGUAGGAAGGAGCUUUACCAGCUCUUUAAUUAGGCUGGUGUAGUUCUAAGGGGGUUUGUUACUCUGGUAUGUAACUCCCUGUGUGAGCACCUCAUCCUGCAGUGAUGUUUCGCAGGUAUAGCUGAAGUCACUCUAUUGUGGUAGGAAAGCCAAGGAUCACAGGAGGAAUUACUCCAGUCCAAAUGUGCUGAAUUCCUGCCUCAAAUCGGUGGCUUUCCUGCAGUCGAAAAGUCGUAAGAUGGAGGGAAAAGGCCGCUCCCAAAGGAGGAGCUGGUAAUGGAGCUGUCUCAGUUGUUAUUGCUUUAAAUCCUCCUCUGCAGUAAUUCAAGGUGUCAAAGGCUGGCUAUGCCUUUUGCAAAUGAAGCCCCUGAGAGGUAUUUGGUUGGAAGAGGAGGUGCAGCACAGGGCAUUCACCUUGCUGGGAAGGAGCCUGUGCUAGCACCAGGACCUGGGCUAAUACUGUGUGCCAUUGGCUUUGUCUUUAAUGAGUGCUGAGGGAACUGGAGUUGUUUAAUCUGGAGAAGAGAAGGCUCAGGGAGGACCUUAUCGCUCUCUGCAACUGCCUGAAGGGAGGUUGUAGUGAGGUGGGGGCUGGUCUCUCCCAAGGAACAAGUGACAGGACAAGAGGAAACGGCCUCAAGCUGCACCAGGGGAGGUUUUGACUGGAGAUGAGGAACAAUUUCUUCACAGGCUGUGCUCAGGCAUUGGAACAGGCUGCCCAGGGCAGUAGUGGAGUCACCGUCCCUGCAAGUGUUCACACACUGUGUAGAUGAGGCCCUCAGUGACAUGGUUUAGUGGUGGCCUUGGCAGUGCUGGGGUUAAGGUUGGACUUGAUGAUCUUAAAGGUCUUUUCCAACCUAGUUGAUGACCCAAAAUGGCUGGGUAUCACAUACGUGUGGAAGAAGGGCCAGGCGCUGCUGCAGAGCCCAAGCAGGCCAACAGAGGAUGGGACAUCCAAAGGGUGCAUCCCAAUGGACAAAUUAAAUGGUAUUGGGAUGAAGAGAUUUGCCAAUAUCAGCAAAGGGAACUUGGAUUGGGAGCCGAAUUCCACCAAGUAUAGGCCUGCCUUCUUCACCCCGCUGCCUAUCUCCGUGCCUGGAUGCGAUGCCGGCUCCCGCAGACCCGGCCGCUCCGGUGCGCACCGGAGGCAGGUGCCGGGCUGAGUCGCAGGGCUGGUUUGCGACGGCGGUGCCGGGGUUUGUGUGCCGGAGAUCCGCCGCAUUUCCACCACUGGAGGGCAGCCACAUCUUAAUAAAAACCCCUGCACACCAAACCCCAAACCCAACCCUCCGCUCGGCCAGGGCUGAGCUCGCAGCCGGGAAGGAGACUCCUCCGAGGACAGCGAGGAAACCCCCGGCUCUCCAGCCCUCUUCGCGCAGGAUCGCACUCAAUAAAGGAGCGGGGAAAAGUCAAGCUUCGCCUUAAUGUCGCUGCGGGAGUCUCGGUAAAUGUCCAUCUGUCCGACGCGGGUGAUGCAAAAGGACUUUUUUGUUUUUGCUUUGAAAAGGAGCUUUUUAACUCCGUAGACACAUAGGGACCCAUUCACGGGCAGGCACACGCACACACACUCGAGGAGAAGGAAGAAGAAGAAGAACAAGCAACAACUUUUCGAUCGCUGCUUUUAAAAGAGAGAAAGCCCUUCCCUGGCCGGGACUUGCCUUCUGCCUCCUCACCCAGCUGCUAAAAGUAUGUUUCUGAGGCGGACCGUACUUCAGAGAACUUCUCUUUUCUGCUCGGCAGCUGUAGAGGAGCAGCAGCGAAGUUCGGAGUAACACCAAGUGAUGCGGGAAAAACACCCCGAGAGCAGAAAACCCUCCUGUAGACACAACCCCUGCUGCUGCUGCACACAGGUUGAUCAUGGUUGCCGCGACCCGCUCCCUCCUGGCGCUGCUGCUCUGCCAGGCGCUGCUGGGCGGCGCGGCCGGCCUCAUGCCGGAGGUGGGCCGGCGGCGUUUCACCGAGCCGGGCCGCGCCGCCUCGGCCGCGCAGCGCCCCGAGGAUCUCCUCAGCGAGUUCGAGCUGCGCCUGCUCCACAUGUUCGGGUUGAAGCGGCGGCCCAGCCCCGGCAAGGACGUCGUCAUCCCCCCCUACAUGCUGGACCUCUACCGCCUGCACGCCGGGCAGCAGCAGGGGCAGCCGCCGGCCCUCGGGUACCCGCUGGAGCGGGCCGCCAGCCGCGCCAACACCGUCCGCAGCUUCCACCACGAAGAAGUUUUGGAAGAACUGCCAGAAACAAGUGGGAAAACAGCACGGCGUUUCUUCUUUAAUUUAACUUCCAUCCCUAAUGAGGAGUCUAUCACCUCAGCUGAACUCCAGAUUUUUCGGAAGCAGGUGCACGAAGCCUUUGAGAACAACAGCAGCUACCAUCACCGUAUUAAUAUUUAUGAAAUUAUAAAGCCAGCCACAGCCACCUCUAAGGACCCUGUCACAAGACUUUUGGACACCAGGUUGGUGCAUCAUAAUGCAAGUAAAUGGGAAAGUUUUGAUGUAACGCCAGCUGUUUUGAGGUGGAUUGCACAUGGACAACCUAAUCAUGGGUUUGUGGUAGAGGUGGUUCACUUGGACAAAGAGAACAGUGCCUCCAAGAGGCACGUUAGGAUUAGCAGGUCUUUACAUCAGGAUGAAGAUAGCUGGUCUCAGCUCAGGCCAUUAUUAGUAACGUUUGGGCAUGAUGGCAAGGGACACCCGCUCCAUAAAAGAGAAAAGCGUCAAGCGAAACACAAACAGCGUAAACGCCACAAAUACAGUUGCAAAAGGCAUCCGUUAUAUGUGGACUUCAAUGAUGUGGGGUGGAAUGACUGGAUUGUUGCCCCACCGGGGUAUAGUGCCUUUUACUGCCACGGGGAAUGUCCUUUUCCACUGGCAGAUCAUCUAAACUCAACAAACCAUGCCAUUGUUCAGACUUUGGUCAAUUCAGUGAAUUCCAAAAUCCCCAAGGCUUGCUGUGUGCCGACAGAACUGAGUGCUAUUUCCAUGCUCUACCUUGAUGAAAAUGAAAAAGUUGUAUUAAAGAACUAUCAAGAUAUGGUUGUGGAGGGUUGUGGGUGCCGCUGACACAGCAAAAUAUAUUAGACAAAUGCAAAAGGUUAAAAAAACCCCCCAAGCUGACACUUUAAUAUUUCCCAAUGAAGACUUUAUUUAUGUAAUGAAAUGGAAAGAAAAAGAAAAAAAAACACAACUAUUUUGAAAAUAUAUUUAUGUCUACAAAAAAAAAAGUUGGGAAAACAAAUAUUUUAAUCAGAGAAAUAUUCCUUUAAAGAUUUUUAAAUGUAUUUUAGUUGUACAUUUUAUAUGGGGUUAACCCCAGCACAUGAAGUAUAAUGGUCAGAUUCUUAUUUUGUAUUUAUUUCCUAUUAUAACCACUUUUUAGAAGAAUAGCUAAUUUGUAUUUAUAUGUAAUCAAAAAGAAAAAAAAAUAUAGGGUUUGUACAUAAUUUUCCAAAAUUGUAGCUGUUUCAAUUGUGUGUAUUUAAGUUGAAAAAAGAAUACAUGGAAGGUUACUAUGGCAAAGUGCAUAGCACAUUUGCUUUCUGCUGUGCUACUGUUAAGGUCACAAGUUCAAGUCCAGAAAAAAAAGUGGAUAAUCCACUCUGCUGACUUUCAAGAUUAUAUUGUACAAUUCUCAGGAAUGCUGCAGGGUGGGCUGUCCAAUCCAUGAGAACUGGCAUCCUCUUUAGGUGGAACAUUUGGAUAAGAACCAGACGUUGCUGAUCUAGUAUAAAUACUGCUAUUCCCAACUAAUUUGCAGUGUGAAUUUAAGAAGGGCCAAUAGAAACCCUAUGGGAGGUGGGGGUGGGGGGUGCGGGGGAAGGCUGAAUCCUUUCUAGACCUACAGAAAAGUGAAUGUUUGAUGUUUCCUUUCAAAGUCCUUCCUUUAAAAGUCCUGGCCAAAUAUAAAAUAAUAAAAACUAAAAUGUCA
Strigops habroptila (Kakapo) is the source of this 4654-nucleotide messenger RNA. RefSeq names its product bone morphogenetic protein 2 (gene BMP2). The transcript is spliced from 4 exons. Gene Ontology annotation, molecular function: growth factor activity; BMP receptor binding; cytokine activity. Gene Ontology annotation, biological process: negative regulation of transcription by RNA polymerase II; BMP signaling pathway; SMAD protein signal transduction. NCBI's taxonomy places the organism in Eukaryota, Metazoa, Chordata, Aves, Psittaciformes, Psittacidae. The coding region runs from base 2593 to 3789 and encodes 398 amino acids. Gene Ontology annotation, cellular component: extracellular region. The record is from RefSeq and is a predicted model, not a curated record.